CCCGUUUCCAUUCACUCUCCACGUCUCUCUCGCGCCAGCGACAUGAAUCACAAUCAGAAUGAAGACGAGGGAGGAGGGCAAGAAGAAUAUCGCAACAUGAGUGCCACCAACACCACCAUGAGUGCCAAUAGCACCGCGAUGGGGACAAGGACAAGUCAGUUACACCCUUUGCAACUGGAGCACCAACAGCAGCCAUGGCUGAUUCCACACCCAAAUCUACCCAUCUCAUGGCGGAACAAUGACCACGCUCAACACGCUCAAGACCACGCUCAAGGCCACGACAACACAUAUGGCCGAUACUCUCGUCCAUAUUCACAUUCGACACCCUUGCUGCAAAUCAACAGCACCCAGAACAGCCAUCUACCUACGCCAGAAGACACCUCGUCCAGCAGAACUUUGGUCCAAGGGUACGACCGGCGGCAGCGUCAACUCGCACCAUCGCCUUCGUACAACGACCAGCAGUUGCAGCAGUACUGCGAUAACACCUCCGACCAGGGCCACGAAUCCGAUCCCUCUGAACUACUGCGUCCACCGGUCCACUUCAGCAGCUCACCUCCGAGUAACCUUAUGCCUCCUACGUCCUUUGACCGACUUGAUAACGAUAUGUACCCAGUCCGGCGGACCAAUAGAAGCAUGUCCUUGUCCAUAAGUCCUAACGCCUGGGACGAUGAGAGGGCCCCACGAGCGUUGCUUUCACCUUCAAGGGACCAUCGCGAAGUUGUACCCUAUUCUCAAGAAUGGCGUGUCAUUUUACGCUCUCCACCUCGAGGUCGCACUGUGCUUUACAAUCCGCAGAUGCAGUCUUUGGUCGUCCAGACAACCGUGGGACUUGACUCUCAUCGGAUGGUAGGUCACUCUUUAUGCCACUUAUAGAAUGAGACUUUCUUUGUUCACUAACUAGAAACCACUCGGUCUUAAUAGUCACUUAGUAACGAUCAGAUAU
Gamsiella multidivaricata is the source of this 943-nucleotide messenger RNA. RefSeq lists its product as uncharacterized. The transcript is spliced from 2 exons. The coding region runs from base 43 to 873 and encodes 276 amino acids. The record is from RefSeq and is a predicted model, not a curated record. NCBI's taxonomy places the organism in Eukaryota, Fungi, Mortierellomycota, Mortierellomycetes, Mortierellales, Mortierellaceae.